Messenger RNA from Triticum turgidum subsp. durum (durum wheat), 504 nucleotides. The record is from the annotation of a GenBank genome assembly. NCBI's taxonomy places the organism in Eukaryota, Viridiplantae, Streptophyta, Magnoliopsida, Poales, Poaceae.
AUGCAGGGGCCGGAGCGCGUGCGCGGCGGGCGGCGUCAAGCUGGCGAGCUUGGUGGACACGGCCGUCGAGGUGGACUUCAGAAGGAUACCUUGCGCGUACAAGAGCAAAAACCUCGCGGUGAGGGUGGAGGAGACGAGCAACAGGGACAAGGGCCACCUCGCCCUCCGGUUCCUCUACCAGUCGAGGUGGCGAACGCGGCGGCACCUGAUGCCGCACAGAGCGUCGCCGCGCCGUCGCAGACGAAAUGGCAGUACAUGACGGGGCGCGAGGGGUCACCCGGGGUGUGGCGCACGUCGCACGCGCCGGCCGGCCCGCUGCGGCUCCGGCUCGUAGUCACCGCGGGGUCCGGCGGCAAGUGGCUGCUCUCUGACGGGGCGGUGCUCCCGGCGGAGUGGCAUGCUGGCGCGGUCUACGGCACUGGCAUGCGGGUCACUGAGGUCGCUGCAAACACCUGCGGCAGCGCCUCCUGCGGUGCCGGGGACGACAACCGCGACGAUGAUUAG